Messenger RNA from Actinia tenebrosa (Australian red waratah sea anemone), 908 nucleotides. RefSeq lists its product as uncharacterized. The record is from RefSeq and is a predicted model, not a curated record. NCBI's taxonomy places the organism in Eukaryota, Metazoa, Cnidaria, Anthozoa, Actiniaria, Actiniidae.
AUGGACGCCGAAACUUUGAAGGAAGAAAUUAAAAAAGAAGUUAAGAAGCAGGUGAAAGCCGAACUAAUUCAUCUAAAUAAUGCAAUUAAAGAGCUAAAGGAUAAAUGUACUACAUUAGAGAAUUCACAAGACUUUAUCAGUAAACAAUUUGAAGAAAUUACUGAAGCUUGGUCAGAGACGAAAAAGCAAUCAGCUCAAAAGAUCAAACCAAUGGAAGUUAACAUUCAAAACCUUAAAGACAAAGUUGAUAAAGCCAAUACUGAUCUAUAUAACCUACAUUCUGAGCUCGAUGAUGUUCAACAAUACUUACGCAGGGAUUGUAUUGAAAUCGUUGGAAUACCGAAACUCGAGGACGACGACCCCGUAGAGCUUGUCAAAGAGUUGUGUUCUUCGAUCGACGUAGAGCUCGACGAGGACGACAUCUCAACAGUCCAUCGAUUGCCGGAUACUCGUUCAGUUAAGGAUCGUAUGAUUGCCAAGUUUGUUCGCCGUAGUAAGAAAGAGGAGGUUUAUAAUAAUCGACAGAAGUUGCAUGGCAAGACCGCGAAAUCAUUGCCAUCAGUGAAAGCUGACAAUAACAACAACAACUCGAAGUCGCGUAUCUUCAUAAACGAAUCCCUCACUAUCAACAGGAAGAAAUUAUUUAGCAAGGUAUAUGAUUUCAAGAAGAAGAAUCGUUACAAGCACUUAUGGACAAUGAAUGGCAAAAUUUAUUUAAAGAAGGAUGACUCGGGGCCAACCUACUUGUUCACAACAUUGGAGGCCUUCGAAGAUUUUGAAUAUGGUAAUUAUAAGUAAACUAUUAUAAAAUAGGUCCGCCGAAUAAUGUAGAUAAUUUAAGUGACUUGUACGAUUUGAUUUCAAAUCCUGAUAGGUUUGAUGACUGCGAUUCUGAUAAUAUGCUACAA